AUGUCUACACGACGUAGGCGAGAGGCUGAGAGAGCUGCUGAAGCCAGAUCAUCGAUUCCACAUCCCGAUAUUGGGUCUUCUCGUGCUAUGGAGGAGGAGGAUGUGGACCCUGUUCACGAGACUAAGGUUGUAGCUCGUGGAGGUCGUGGAGGCCGGGGACGGGGUUGUGGAGGUCGUGGUGGUCGAGCUCAUACUCGAGUCAAUCCGGAUGUGCUAGAUGGUCCAUUCCCCGGUGGCCCGCGGGAUCCGUCUUUGAUUUCGAGUUUCAAGUCGCACGUUGCGACAUAUAUUUGGAGGGCAGAAGAACGUCCGGUUGGACGAGUUGAGUCCCGUAUCAACUCCCUUAACCAAUUCAACUACGAGAAGAUAGCAGCUGCCCUAGAAGACAUAGAUGUAUCCAUAGACAAGCAUUUUCUGCGGAUGACCGGUGCCAAUGUGGAGGGACGGGUGGUCGCGCCUAGGUACGACGAGGUCAUCGAGCGGACAAACUGCGUGUAUUUGCUGUCCGAGGUAUUAAACCUCGAGUUUGAGGAGAUUGACGAGUCAUGGAAGCAUGGGGGCCCCACAUGGAGGAUGAUACAGGGACAGUUGUUGAUGCCCGAUACGACCAUGAGACGCCGAGUUCAGAUAUACCUGGUGUUUCUCCUCGAAUCGAUUUUAUUCCCCGACAAGACAUGUGAUUGGGUGAAGCCGUGGUAUAUGCACGUGCUCGAGGAUUCGGUGCUUGGUGAGGUCGGCACGUAUUCGUGGGGUUCGGCCUGUUUGGUCAAUCUAUACAGGGAGUUGGGUACAUGCAGCCCAGCACAGUCGAGGAGCUUGGCGGGUUGCACCACCCUUCUUCAGUGCUGGAUAUACGAGUAUUUCCCGAGAUUCCAGCCGCCAGAGGAGAGCGAGCAGUACCGCGAGUUUCAGCCUCGAUGCAAGAGGUGGAACGCGCUGCCAAAAGCGGGCACGCUCGAGCAUAUUCGAGGUUUACUUGACAAUAUGACAGCGGAUGUUGUCGAGUGGCUACCGUAUGGUCGAGAUAUACACGAGAGUAUCCCUCGUACGUUGUAUCAUGGCACAAUCCAGUACAUGUGGAUCGUAGAGCCGUAUAUGCCUGAUCGUUGCGUCUGA
Erythranthe guttata (spotted monkey flower) is the source of this 1116-nucleotide messenger RNA. The record is from RefSeq and is a predicted model, not a curated record. NCBI's taxonomy places the organism in Eukaryota, Viridiplantae, Streptophyta, Magnoliopsida, Lamiales, Phrymaceae.